AUGGAGCGGUCGUUGCACUCGCGCAACGUUGGGCGCGCGCAUUCGCACGCGCGCAUCAGUUGGCAGAAGCCCGGGGCGAAAAGUAUUGACCACGCCACGACUGAUUCGUGGGCGUUCAAGAACACCCGCCCCCGCGUCGACGUCAACAGCGAGAUGCGCGGGCCGCGCCGCUGGCUCGAGGCGACGCAGCGGGGCCACGUCUACUGCUCCGUGCACAAGGAGGGCGCCGUGUACACGGACACGAACUACCCCCCGCGGCAGGGGUUGUGGGCCCCUGAGCCAGGGUGGGUGGUGAGCCUCUACAAGCAGCACAAGCUCGGCCACGAUGCGCACCUGCGGCUCUCGGCGAAGCUGCGGGGCGGCCACGACAGGAGGAUGGCUUCGGUGGGCGCCGCGGAAAAGUCCGAGGCCGCUCUGGCCUUCGAAGCGGAGCGCGCGUGGGCAAGGGAGCAAGUGAAAUUGAAGGCGCUCGCAUUCAAGCCGCUGCCGCCCGAGAUUGAGCUGUGGAAGAUGAGCUACGGGGGGGUUGAGGAGCGCUACGAGAUGCUUGUGCUCCAUGGCCCAUCUCGAACGGGCAAGUCCCGCCUGGCCCGUGCCCUCUUCGGGGCAGACCGCACCAUGGUCGUGGACGUCCAACGCGCAGACCACCCUGACAUGCACGGGCACGAGCGGCACCGCCAUCUCGCCGUCCUCGUGGACGAGGCGCACGUGGACGGUGCGAUUCUGGGCCAAUCGGCUACGCAGUUGCACACGCACGAGGUUUUCCUGUGGCGCACUCCGAUCACCAUCACCACGAACAAUUGGGACUUGUCGACAUUGACAGUGGCAGAGAUCGAUUGGAUCGCGAGCAAUUGUGUGUCGGUUUACAUCGGCAAGCCCGUGUGCGCCGCAGCCAAGGCGCCCCCCUGCGACCGCUCGCCCAGCCAGAGGCGCCCCGUGGCCGAGCGCACGCCGCCUGCGUCUCCAUGGCAGAAGCGGCGCCACUGCGCCGGCGCUUUCGCCAGCCCGAUGUCGGGCCCUAUUGGCCAGGGCACCCGCCGUCAGUUCUGGCUGUCGGCCCCCGCCGGCCGCCUCAGCCCAUGGGGGGUCGCCAAGGCGCUCGGCCUUCGCGAAGCGAGCGAGGAGGUGCACGGGGGCCAGCCGAACAUGGAGCGGGUCGCCGCGCGGCUGACGAAGUCAGGCGGAGGCGCGCCCACCAGGGCUGCGGCGCACGCGCUUUUCACUAGGAUCGAUAGCGAUCCGGGGUGGUUCCCCGGGAAGCGCUCGGGCGCGAAGCGGGGCCCGAAGCCGUUGCUCACGGCGGCCCAGCGCCGCUGCGUAGCCGCCUCGGCGAAGGCGGCGAAGAAGCGCGACCAGGAGCCCUGCGUCGCUGCGGCGGUCAACGCCUGCCCCGCGGCGACGCUGAACCCGGGGGCGGGCAAGCCCUUCUGCGACAAGAAGAUGCGAGAAUUGUUCACGAACGAUUGCUAUGACUUCGACCCGGAGUACCCAUGGAAAUUCCAGCGCGCAAUGCAGAAAGUCUUCCUGCCGAAGGCCGUCAAGCAUGACCAGAUGCGCCAGGCGUUCAAGGGCAGCAGGAGGUACAUCUCGGACGACGCGAAGAUGUACUCCCCGAACUUGCUUGGCCCCCCGACGGCGCUGAAGCAGCGGCAGUGGGAUGGCGCCAAGGUGAACUGGUUCACGGUGCUUGCGCGCGGCGUGGUGCACGUGGAGGUCAUGCCUGCGGACUGGAAGUUCAACGGGAAAGGCGUGGCCCUCUUUGUCGAGAGGCUCCCAGGAAUUCUCCGCAAGAUGCUGGGCGCUGGCGCGCGGCUGCCGCGCCAUGCGUUUACCGACCGCGGCGCAGGCAUGUACAGACAGGUGGGCAAGGUCGUCAACGAGCGCGCGGAGGCCAUGGAGGCCGCUACCAUGCACCUGUAUUUGGGGAGGGACGCGGCCAGACAGUCGCCCGACGUGGGCGAUGUGCUCCUGCAUGAGACCGCAGUGGCAUGGUUCCGCAAGCAAAUGCGGAACGAGGGCCCAAAUGGUUUGCCGUGGCAUGAGACCACGGAGCAAUGGGCGAGGCGCGCUCGCCGCGUAGUCGCAGCCAUGAACCAGGAGUAUGAUGUCUCCGGGCUCUGCGCCUCGAAGACGUCGUGGCGCGGGAGGGCGACCGCCUCCCGAAAUAAGGAGCCGCGCAUGUUAAUUAAUGAAUGA
This is a messenger RNA of Prorocentrum cordatum, 2196 nucleotides long. The record is from the annotation of a GenBank genome assembly. NCBI's taxonomy places the organism in Eukaryota, Dinophyceae, Prorocentrales, Prorocentraceae.